AUGGACGCGGCGACCUCACACUCCUCCGGGUCCUCCCCAGCUCUCUCGAAGGGUCCAAACCCAGUGUCCUCAAAGGCCGCUGCAAUACUGUCCACUUCCUACGCUGAUUCCGAGUUCCGAGAGGCAUUGGCUCUUCUAGAUGAGAAGCAAAUAAACAACCAGCCUCGCGUGCGGCGACAGGUGCGUCUGGAUCUUCAGAAGGAGAUGAUCGAGUGUAAUGGCGAGAUUAUCAAUGACUUUGGGCGUGUUGCCGAUCAAUUGCGUCGGGUACGCCACACCCUUAAUCAACUGAAUGAGACGUACGAUGAAAUGCGAGGGCCAAUAGCUACGUCGCAUACACAGACGACACCUGUGCUUCAGGAUGCUGCUGUGUUGAUACAGCAGCGAGAGGACGUUGCCACCAAACAACAGCUUCUUGCAGCGUUUUGUGGCCACUUCUUAUUUACCAAUGAUGAAAUCGCCACACUGACCUCGUCGGCAGAACCUGUGAACGAGGACUACUUUGCCGCAUUGGCCAGAGCCAAGAAAGUCAGUUCGGAUUGCGAGGCCCUGUUAGGCUUCGAGAACCAGAACCUUGGUUUGGAGAUCAUGGAACAGACCUCGAAGAACCUGAACCUGGCUUUCCAAAAACUAUACAAAUGGGUGCAGAAGGAGUUCAAAACGCUCAACCUUGAGAACCCACAACUGAAUACUUCGAUCCGCCGCGCGAUCCGGGUCCUUUCGGAAAGACCCUCGCUCUUCCAGGGAUGCCUCGACUAUUUUGCCGACGCUAGGCAUCGCAUUCUGUCUGAUGCGUUCCACACUGCUCUGACGGGUACGUCGAGUACUGGACAACAUGACAACACAGUGAAGCCCAUCGAAAUGGCCGCGCACGAUCCUCUGCGCUACGUUGGCGACAUGCUUGCGUGGGUUCACUCUGCCACAGUCGGUGAACGAGAAGCACUCGAAACUCUUUUUAUGGCGGACGUUGAUGAGAUCGCCAAAGGCCUGCAAACAGGCCGCGCAACAGAACUAUGGCAGCUUGUUGAUAAUACCGAAGACUCCGACAUGCAAGCUUUCGAUGGUCUCAAGGCCUUGAACGAGCUUGUUGAUCGAGACGUGUCAGCGGUAGCCAGGAUAUUGCGACAACGUGUCGAACAAGUCAUUCAAUCCAAUGAAGACACAAUUCUGUCCUAUAAGCUAGCGAAUCUUCUGGGCUUCUACCGCUUCACGUUCGCGAAGCUUUUGGGCGAUACUUCUGGGCUCUUGGACCUCUUGGCUGGCCUGGAGACCGAGGCGUUGAGACAGUUCAGAUCCUUGGUGCGUGAUCAUAUUGCUAGGUUGCAGGGGGAUUUUCAGCAGACGCCGUCGGAUUUGGGACCGCCAGAGUUUCUUCUCAAUGCGCUCGAGCAGCUGAAGACCAUCAUGCAAACGUACGAAACGUCCAUGACCGGCUCAACGGACCGUGAGAGCGACUUCCAACCUAUCUUGGCUGAAUCAUUCGAGCCAUUCAUCGCGGGCUGUGAAAGCAUGGCUAGGGGAGCAGGGUCUCUCCAAGGUGCCAUCUUCAUCGUGAACUGCUUGAUGGCAGCGAAGUCUUCAUUGCAGCCAUUUGACUUUACGCGGAAACGAGUGCGUGUGCUUGAGGAGAGGGUCGGGGAGGAGUCCAAAACACUUUUGGCGAGCCAAUAUCAGUUCCUUCGACAUGCCUCCGGGCUCGAGGAAAUGAUCAGCGCACUCGAGAAGCUAACGGCAGAUGCUGAAGGUGUCAAAAAACUGCGGCUGCUCGAACCAAUGCAACCUGACGCCUUGCGACGUGCUAGUCUAACGCUCGACGACUUCUUGCCAUCCGCGCUCAUAGACGCUGCAGACCAGGUCCAGCAUGUGCAAGAUUCUAACCUAGCUCGCGAAGUGACAGAAAAGGCUGCCUUGCGGUUCUGUCAAGAUUUCGAACAUAUUGAGGAGAUGCUCCUUGCAGCAGACUCUAUGGGCGACGUUGACGCAAGCUCAGCAGCAGAUGGGAUUGCCGAGUCACAGUCACUCCGGGCAUUAUUUCCCAGAACAACUGGAGAGAUCCAAGUCUUACUUUCGUAG
This is a messenger RNA of Verticillium nonalfalfae, 2073 nucleotides long. It is a transcript of the gene COG6, whose product is annotated as Golgi transport complex subunit 6. The record is from RefSeq and is a predicted model, not a curated record. The transcript has 2 exons. The coding region runs from base 1 to 2073 and encodes 690 amino acids. Lineage: Eukaryota; Fungi; Ascomycota; Sordariomycetes; Glomerellales; Plectosphaerellaceae. Gene Ontology annotation, biological process: intra-Golgi vesicle-mediated transport. Gene Ontology annotation, cellular component: COG complex.